AUGGCUAUACAGAUUAUCCCUUUACACUCUAAUGAUGACACGUGGAUGAACCGAGGGAUUGCUCUCGAGUUUACUCUUCAUUUUGACCAUGUUUUGGAUUCAGACCAUCUUCGUCGUUCCCUCCAACGCUUGCUGGAGAUAGGAGAAUGGAAGAAACUGGGUGCACGUCUACGCCUGAAGGACGGCAAGCUUGAAUAUCAUAUCCCCGAGAAAUACGAUACGAAAUGCCCUGGAUUCACCUUUUACACCACGACACAUGAUGGAAGACUGGAUGACUUGCUUCCCUCUCAACUGCCAUGUAGGACGCAUUCUCCGACUGUUUUCCCAUUCUCGGCUGCGAAUCUCGAUACCUUGCUUUACAGAACUGAUUCCCCUAAGAAACUCGAGGACUGGAUAUACAAUGAUCGCCCACAACUAGAUAUCCAUCUUGUAGUCACUCGAAAUGCCACCCUAUUGAAGUUGGCAUGGCUGCAUACUUUCAUGGAUGCCUCGGGUCGGGCUUGUUUGCUCAACGCUUGGGCGGCGGUUCUUCGCGGUCGCGAAGAUCAAGUUCCACCGUUCCUCGGCUUUUUCAAAGAUCCUUUGGCGGACUUGAAUGCUCAGCCCCCAUUCGAGUGGUUCGUCCGGUCACAGUGGAUGUUGAUUCUUAUGCAAUGGCUGGGGCCGCUAUUACUUGUUAUUCGGUGGGUCUGGGAAAUGAUCCCAUGCCCGAAGCAUGAACACCGACUAGUCUGUAUCCCGGGAUCAAUUGUGACAGACAUGCGAGAGGCAGCAAUACAGGAGUUAUCUGCGGGAGAUGGCGAAAACUUCGUCAGCGAAAGCGAUGUCCUCCUGGCAUGGUGGGCUCAGCGCAUUGUCCAGUCCAUGCUACCAUCGGGGAAAAUCCCUAUCACGCUACUGAACAAUUUCAAUAUCCGGCCUUCUUUCCCGGACCUUUUCCCACGAGAUACAGCCUAUAUCGGAAAUGCAUGGCUGACUGCCCAUACUAUCCUGACUGCUGACGAGGUGCUAGAGCGGCCGGUCGGCUAUCUUGCUCUCAAGCUCCGGCAUUCUCUUCUCGCCCAGCGCUCCAAAAACCAAAUCAUGGAUUAUAUGGCUGUUCAGAGAGACGGCAUGGAGAAGGUUGAGGCUACACUUGCAUCUAUGUUGGGCGUAUCGAACAUGUUGAUCCAUUGCUCAAACUGGCAUCAAGCUAGGUUUUUCAAUGUGGAUUUCUCGCCUGCUAUCGUCGGACCAGCAACGAAGGCCCGACCGGCGGGAAGACCAAGACUAAUAAUACCCAACACUUUCUAUCGAUGGCCCAUGCUACUAAAUACUGGAUCGGUUAUUGGGAAGGACGCAGACGGAAACUGGUGGCUGACAUGGCAUUUGAAAAAGGGGGUUUGGAGAAAGAUUGAGAAACAACUAGCAGUAGACACAACGUGA
Messenger RNA from Penicillium odoratum, 1425 nucleotides. RefSeq lists its product as uncharacterized. The transcript is spliced from 2 exons. Bases 1 to 1425 code for a protein of 474 amino acids. The record is from RefSeq and is a predicted model, not a curated record. Lineage: Eukaryota; Fungi; Ascomycota; Eurotiomycetes; Eurotiales; Aspergillaceae.